Messenger RNA from Sapajus apella (tufted capuchin), 2861 nucleotides. RefSeq names its product cAMP-dependent protein kinase inhibitor alpha (gene PKIA). Gene Ontology annotation, cellular component: cytoplasm; nucleus. The record is from RefSeq and is a predicted model, not a curated record. Gene Ontology annotation, molecular function: cAMP-dependent protein kinase inhibitor activity. The coding region runs from base 471 to 701 and encodes 76 amino acids. Gene Ontology annotation, biological process: negative regulation of cAMP-dependent protein kinase activity. The transcript is spliced from 4 exons. NCBI's taxonomy places the organism in Eukaryota, Metazoa, Chordata, Mammalia, Primates, Cebidae.
AAUUCAGCAAUGCUGUAGCUGUAAAAGCUGUAAUAGAAAAUCAACCCACAACCUCUUGGGGCAGCGAUCCUCUGGCGUGGUUUUCAGGCGCCCUUCCCUGGGGCCGGGAGCAGCCCCGCUCCCCCCACGGCUGGCGCAGAAUGUGGUGAUCCGGCCCGGGGCGGGGAUGACUUCAUGCGGCCGGAGCUCGGCGGCGGGAGCGGUGGCUGCAGCUGGCAGGUGGGGCGCAAGCUGACUGAGCACUCGGCGGGCGCGGUGGGACUGCGGCCCGUGGCGGCGGGCGCGGGGACCUGCGCUGACUCGGUACAGGGAAGUUUCCUGACUUUCUGAGAAGCCCUGGUUUCCCCACAGAAGCGAUUUCUGAUAGAAAUCUGGAGGUCAUCUCCAAGAAAAAAGAGAUCGAGUAUAGUCAAUGAAUUAAAGACAAGAAGGUUUCCAAUCAGUCCCUGCUAUGUGGAUAUUUGGUAGCAAUGACUGAUGUGGAAACUACCUAUGCAGAUUUUAUUGCUUCAGGAAGAACAGGUAGAAGAAAUGCUAUACAUGAUAUCCUGGUUUCCUCUGCAAGUGGCAACAGCAAUGAAUUAGCCUUGAAAUUAGCAGGUCUUGAUAUCAACAAGACAGAAGGUGAAGAAGAUGCACAACGAAGUUCUACAGAACAAAGUGGGGAAGCCCAGGGAGAAGCAGCAAAAUCUGAAAGCUAACACCCCACUUUGACCCUCGGCAACAUCUGACAAUGUCUCAAAUCUCCAGGAGUGUCUGGAAUGCAUUUGUUUCCAUGAGUGAAAAGAGGAAAAAGAAAAUGGCUGUGCUGCAUUGCAGGAACCUGCUCGUUAUCAUGUUAAAAAUGGGGGCAGAGGCUGUGGCUGCAGGCAGACUUUUCCCUACCUCUGUCAUUAGCAAUGGUUGAAAUCAUGUGGCUUUUGUUUGGGCGUCAUUUUUGUAUGGAUCCUUUCACUUGAUCAUAUGAUGAAAUGCUUAUAGAGAGUAGCACCGACCUAGAUGAUGAUUCUUCCUGUAGCAUCUGGCCCCUCACAAUGUCAGAGGAUUUAAUUGUGUCUAAUUGCGAAGGGUUGAUUGAACACCAGAGUUUAAAUAUCUCUGGCUCAAGUGUUCACCCAGUAAAAGAAAGAUCCAGAAAGCACUGUUUUUAGCAUUAUGUAUCUGUGUGUUACUGCUGUGUUAUUUACACUGUUUUGUAUUAUACAAUAUAGAUGCUCAGCACUGCCCCCUUCUCUGAUUGCUUAUGAAAAACAAAAUGAUGUACAUUACUGUGAAUUUUUAUACCAAUCAUUUUUAAAAGGGCUGUCUUUUUUUUUUAUUUUCCAUGCUGUGGUGGUGUACACAGGAUAGAACAUACUUUUUAAAAACAGUCUUUCCCCUUGCUCAUUGUAUGUUGAUGAGUUGAUUAAGUCUAACAGAUUUAUCAAAACUCUAUUGCUAUAUUAGACAGACAUUUGAAAAUAUCCAUUAAUGUGAAUAUUACCUGAAUUCAGUCUGUUUGGUGUCUGCACAGACUGAAAUUCAAUCUGUCAAUUUUGUUUUAUUCUCAAGUGGAGAACUUCUCACAUCUAAUAUAUAUACAUGUAUGUAUAUGAGAAUUUUGGACAAUUGGAAAAGUAUAAAGGAAAAGCCAAGAUCACACUGAGGACUGGAAGUAGUUUGUUUUAUGGAAUCAAAUUUCUCACAAUGCUGUAUGAUACUAUUUAAAUUUGGAGGACAACUUAUCUUCACAAAGCUGAAUAAGGUGGAAAAAGUAAUCUCCUUGCAAUCAUGUGGACACCAAUCACAAAAGCAAAGCCCUGGUGUUGUGUUUUCAUGUCUUUUUUCAGCCCUCUCAGAUCCAAAUGUUAUUAUGCACUUUUUAAUGUUUGUAAACUUUUACUAAUAAUUAGUGUGAAUUGCAUUCUGAUACAAUAAUGAUUAUCAUUAGAAGCUAACAAAAUUCUUGUUACUACUGUGUUUGAUAGCCUCUGCUGUGUUUUAACAUCGUGGUUCUUAUAUGGAAAGUUUUUGUGAGCUGUGUAAUGCCUCUGGUCAGUAUUAUGAAAUCAUUUGUCAGUGGUAAUAAAUAAGGAACCAGUACUAUGCCAAUGGUUCAUGAAUUACUGGACAAAUAGCAGACAAUGGGAGACACUUUACAGCAACAAACCCCCUUAGCUGUCCUUGAGGACUUAGAUACUGUUCCAUAUGAAGUAGGUAGAGCAGAAUUUCAAUAGGUAAUCUGUGUGGUUGUGCCAGAAACUCAGCUUUUCUAUGUAAAAUUACAUACAGGAUAAAAGGUAAGUCUGCUCACAUCUCCUUCUACAGGACACUUCAAAUGACUGGAAGUAAGGGCAUGGGUGGCAUUUAGCCCUCAAUCAGAUACUACUAGAAAAGAAGUUAAUAAUGUCAGCCUUUCCAAGAGCAGGAAGAGGAAAGAUUAAAUUUUAGAAUGCUAUCCUUCUAUCUAAUCCAUCAGGGGCCAAAAUGCCCAGUAAAAUUCACUUGAUCUUAGCCAAAAGGCCAAGAAGCGAUGUACCCAGUAAAAUUCAAACACAUCACCCAUUAACAGACUCACAAGUGAGAAAAGAGGUUUCUAGGGUUAUUUUAGGCAAUCUCUGGUAAUCUGUUUAAACCAUCCAACUUCUACAGUCAGUUUUCAGUAUCCUCAUUUAAUAUUUUAAUAAGUUUCUUGUGAAUCUAAAUUUCUCUUCUUUCUUAAGGUUGUGAAAUUCCAAACUGAUUUUAUGUGAUUUUGUAAAGUUUAGAACCAGUGCUGAGUAUAUGUGGAAGGUUUAUGUUCCUAUGUGAUAUACUAUUAUUCAUGCAUGUGGUGCCAUGCUUGUCUUUGAAUAUACAAAUAGUGCUAAAUUGCAAAGUCA